Messenger RNA from Ailuropoda melanoleuca (giant panda), 578 nucleotides. Its product is annotated as centromere-associated protein E-like. The transcript has 2 exons. The record is from RefSeq and is a predicted model, not a curated record. NCBI's taxonomy places the organism in Eukaryota, Metazoa, Chordata, Mammalia, Carnivora, Ursidae. Bases 114 to 542 code for a protein of 142 amino acids.
AGUCUAUAGGCAAAAUGGUAAUUACAGAUUUUAUUUCUUAAGAGCCAACAACUACAAGAAAAGCAGCAAUAGCUUCUUCAUGUACAAGAAGAAAUGAGUGAGAUGCGAAAAAGAUGAAUGAAAUGGAGAAUUUAAAGAAUGAAUUAAGGAACCAAGAAUUAACAUUGGAACGUAUAGAAAUGGAGAAGCUAGACUUGGCUCAGAAGCUCCAUGAAAAUUAUGAGGAAUUGAAAUCCAUAACCAAAGAAAGAAAUGAUCUAAAGGAAUUACAGGAAUCAUUUGAAAUAGAGAGAGAGAAACUUAAAGGAUACGUAAGAGAAAUCGAAGUUACAGGUCUAGAAACAAAAGAACUAAAAAUUGCUCGCGUGCAUCUUAAAGAACAACAAGAAACUAUUGACGAACUAAGAAAAAACAUCUCUGAGAAGACAGCUCAAAUAGUAAACAUUCAGAAGGACUUAGAUAAAUCCAAUACUGAAUUACAAGAAAAGGUUGGUUUCUUCUUCCUUCUCUCCUUUGCCCCGUCUUCUUUUCUGUUUUCUUAAAGGAAAGAUGAGCAGUAAGCAGUGACUGUGUUAAUA